AAUACAGGAAGUAACUGACAGCCGCUGACGACGAGUGAAACAAAAGCAAUGAAGAUACGAGUAACUUAGCGAACUAAUAGUGUUUCCGUGCCACAUAGAAGUCAAUUAGUGUUGAUGCCUCGAGUUUCUGUAAAGAAACGAAUGUUACCAAAAUGGAAAGAGCUGUCAGAAUCGUCAUUUUGUCGGUCAUUUUCUUGGCAUCGCAGGUAAACUGCCAAGAGGCGAUCUUGCACAUUUCAAAUGCAGAGACAGACAGGGAGUACUGCAUUGUCCACAAUCACUCCUGGACCCCCCUGUCACAAACCCUUGAUACUGCUUUGCAGUAUCCACUGGUGAAUAUGACCUCCACUCUACUGUGUAACGGCUCAGGGGUCAGUCCAGAUGUGGUAAAGGGCAAAGCGUUGGUGGUGAUGAGGGGGGACUGUAAUUUCAGCCAAAAAGCUCUGGUUGCUCAGAGCCUUGGAGCUACAACUUUGCUCAUUGCCAGCAACACAACAUUGAUCACUCCAUCAGCCAAUGAGUCUGAGUAUGCAAAGGUCCACAUUCCUCUGGCUCUCAUGAGGUACAGGGACUUCCUGGAGGCACAGCAGGUGUUUGGUGAAGAUAUGGAGGUAAAGCUUUAUGCGCCACCUCACUCAAAGAUUGAUCCAAGCAUUGCAGUCAUGCUACUGAUUGCCAUUGUCACGAUUGCCUUGGGUGGCUACUGGAGCGGGGCAUGUGAGAGGGACCGGUUGAAUGGUGGUUCCGAGCGGGGAGGAGGAGAUAGCAAAGUAGACAGUGGAGAGCUUUUCUUGUACUCUCCUCUCAAAGUGGUUUUCUUUGUCGCCCUGAUGUGUGGGAUGCUGGUCCUCAUGUACUUCUUCUACAACACCCUUGUUUACGUCAUUAUUGCUAUAUUCUGCCUGGCAUCUGCCUCUGCACUGUUCAGCUGUCUAGAUGCAGUGAUGGAAAAAAUUGGUUGUGGAACUUGCAGUUUCUCUGUCAGAAAUUGGAACUUCUCAGUGAGGUCUCUCAUACUGGCUGCUGUGUGCAUUUGCAUUGCUGUGAUCUGGGGAGUCUACAGAAAUGAAGACAGAUGGAUCUGGAUCUUGCAGGACCUCCUUGGUAUUGCUUUCUGCCUCAACUUCAUGAAGACCAUCUCACUGUCCAACUUCAAGAUCUGUGUGAUUCUACUGAGCCUCCUGCUUGUGUAUGAUGUCUUCUUCGUUUUCAUCACUCCUUUCUUCACAAAGAAUGGAGUUAGCAUCAUGGUGCAGGUUGCUUUGGGCCCAGAUGCAUCUGGAGAGAAGACGCAAGGUAACAUGGUGGAGGUCCCCGCUGAACCCCAGACUCCCUCUGAGAAACUACCAGUGGUGAUGCGUGUCCCACGGUUCUCAGCUUGGGCUCAGAACCUGUGUGGAAUGCAGUUCUCCAUUCUGGGUUAUGGAGACAUCAUUGUUCCAGGUCUCCUGGUUGCCUAUUGCAGCAGGUUUGAUGUCUGGAUCAACAGCAGCAAGAAGAUCUACUUUGUCAGCUGCUGCAUAGCCUAUCUGCUGGGAAUGAUAAUGACGUUUGCUGUGAUGCUGCUGUCGGGGAUGGGCCAGCCUGCCCUACUCUACCUGGUGCCCUUCACCCUGAUAACCUCUGCCGUGGUGGCUGGAUGCAGGGGAGAGAUGAGGCAGUUCUGGGCAGGAACUACCUAUGAGGUCUUGGACUCAUCCAGGGAACCUUUGCUGCCAGAGGGAAGAACUGACUGCUCCAUAGAAGGAGAAAAAUGCUGACUUGCAGUGUUGUGAAUAGACCCAACUGCUGGAUGUUUUUCUUUUUUUUACCUUUUAAUAUUACAUUUGCAAAGCAAGGGAACACAUUUUAUUCAUCAACAGAUUCAGUAUGGAAUAGUAUGGCUUAAUUUGACUGCUGUGAUUGCUGGUUAGAGGGCUAUUGAGAAAGGAGUAUUGUGUAGGGCGAACAGAGAUGUUUUAAGUGAAAAGCUUGUUUAGUGCCUGAAAGGUCUGUUAGGUUCUUGUUCAGAAAACUGUAAUGACUUUGCCUUGGUGAUGAUCGCAUAAAUCAAAAUGAGAAAGCACUUUAUAAUAUUUAGCUUGACGGUUGUUUCAUCAGGGGCGGGGGUUGGGGGUUUAAUUACUUGUAGCCACAAUAUUGAUACAUUUUUGAUAACUGUAUUAGGGUUUCUGUGUAACCUGUUUGUAUGAUGUGAUUUCUUUCAUUGCCUUACAUUAAAAAGAACAACUUGUAUUUAAUCUUCUUGACUGUGUAUUUCUAGCUUUGAUGUAGCUUCCACACAGAUACUUAAGU
Chelmon rostratus (copperband butterflyfish) is the source of this 2295-nucleotide messenger RNA. RefSeq lists its product as uncharacterized. Gene Ontology annotation, cellular component: cytoplasmic side of endoplasmic reticulum membrane; lysosomal membrane; Golgi-associated vesicle membrane. NCBI's taxonomy places the organism in Eukaryota, Metazoa, Chordata, Actinopteri, Chaetodontiformes, Chaetodontidae. Bases 153 to 1760 code for a protein of 535 amino acids. Gene Ontology annotation, molecular function: aspartic endopeptidase activity, intramembrane cleaving. Gene Ontology annotation, biological process: membrane protein proteolysis. The transcript is spliced from 17 exons. The record is from RefSeq and is a predicted model, not a curated record.